GGAAGUGGAGCGCAUGCUUUUCCUCUAUUUAAGCGCGCCAACUAGGACCUCCACAACACAGGUCUUGAACAAACUGUCACAUUCACGACUCGGCCGUUUCACGCCUCCGAGCCCACGUUAAAGAUGCCAGAGGAAACGUCCGUCUCGACAAGCUCUGCGAGCGUGGACGAGAAGCCGUGCUCGUCGUCAGCAGCCGCGAUGGACAGUUCUGUUGACGUCAUGGAGGAGGCGAAUAAGCUGAUCGGCACAGGGAACAGACAUUUAGUGAUGGGUGACAUUGUCUCUGCAGUCGCUGCCUUUCAGGAUGCAUGCGGCAUGUUAGCUGCCAGGUAUGGAGAUACUGCAGAUGAGUGUGCUGAGGCUCUUUUCUUGUGUGGGAAAUCCCUGUUGGAGCUUGCCAGGACGGAGAACACGGUCCUUGGAAAUGCCUUGGAGGGAGUACCAGAAGAAUCUGAAGAUGAGGAGCAGCCUAGUAACUCCAAUAUUGAGAGUGCAAACAACCUUGAUGAAAACACUCGCGAUGAGCUCCGAAAACAGGUCUAUGACGCAAUGGCAGAGAAGCCUGAGGAAGUAGAAACGAAGCUGGAAUUGGAGAAUGAGAAAAACACAGCUGAGGUGAAACAGGAAAAUGGCGGGGCAAAAUCUUCAACCGAUCAAGUUUGCAAUGAAACCGGAACGCCGUCCACUUCCGAAGUGACAAAUGUGGUUGAGGAAGCUCAAGUGAAUGGCGUUGAUGAGGAAAGCCCGUGUUUUGUGAACGGUACUACAGAAAGCCUCACAGAGUCUCCUGCAAAAGGAAAUGUUGAGACUGAAGGUGAUGGAGGGCAGAAUGGUGAGAAGACUGAGGAAGACGAUGGUGACUCCAAACCUGAGGAGGAAGCAAUGGGGCAGAAUGGUGAGAAGACUGAGGAAGAUGAUGGCGACUCCAAACCUGAGGAGGAAGCAAUGGGGCAGAAUGGUGAGAAGACUGAGGAAGACGAUGGCGACUUCAAACCUGAGGAAGAAGCAGAGGAUGAUGAAGAUGAUGAUGGUGAUGACGAGGGAGUAGAGGUAAAUGGUGAACAGGAAGAGGACGAAGUUGGAAAUCUGCAAUUGGCUUGGGAAAUGCUGGAGCUGGCAAAGUUCAUCUACUUAAGAAAGGAAAGCAAAGAAGACCAGCUUAUGGCAGCCCAGGCCUUCUUAAAACUUGGAGAAGUCAGUACAGAAACAGGCAACUAUCCUCAGGCUCUUGAUGAUUUCCAGGAGUGUUUAGCGCUGCAGCUUAAGCACCUUCCUCCUCACAGCCGUCUGCUGGCUGAGACCCAUUACCAUGUUGCCACAACACUUGGUUUCAUGGUUAAGUUCAACCUGGCUAUCCAGCACUACAGCAGCUCCAUAAAAGUGAUAGAGACCCGCCUGGCCAUGUUGCAGGAGAUCAUAAAUGCUGCAGAGGGCACAGAAAAUGCUGCAGAAGACAAGACCGAGAUGGAGGAACUGAAGCAGCUUCUGCCGGACAUCAAGGAGAAAAUAGAGGAUGCCAAAGAAAGCCAGAGGACCAUUAGCACAGCCUCCCAGGCCAUCCAGCAGACACUUGGUGGUGCUUCAACAUCAGCAUCGUUCAGUGAAAACUCUGGCCAAUCUUCAGCCUUCGCCACUCCCGCCCAGAUCCAAUUAAAAUCAACUGACAGCUCAUCAUCCUCUAAAGUGGCCUCAGACAUCUCUCACCUCGUCAGAAAAAAGAGGAAACCAGAGGAGGUGAGCCCAGUAAAGGAUGCUGAUGCUAAACAGGCUAAACAGGAAGCCACAGUUAAUGGCAGUGGGGAUUCUAGUGGCAGCAACGGAGUUGAGGAGGAAAAGUCACAGGAGGUUGUCCAGUCUUCAGCGUGUCAAGCCUCUUCUUGAAAGCGCAGCUUGGAUACCUACCACCGUUUGAUGUUUUUGUUGUAAAUAAGAUCCAUUUUCAUAGAUUUGUUUGUUCCAGUUUUGUAUACUUGGAGUAAAUAAAUUUGCAGAUGCAAAUGUC
Molecule: messenger RNA, 2002 nt
Organism: Nerophis lumbriciformis (worm pipefish)
Lineage: Eukaryota; Metazoa; Chordata; Actinopteri; Syngnathiformes; Syngnathidae
Product: histone-binding protein N1/N2-like
Biological process (GO): CENP-A containing chromatin assembly; DNA replication-dependent chromatin assembly
Cellular component (GO): nucleoplasm
Molecular function (GO): histone binding
Source: RefSeq, a predicted model, not a curated record